AUGACAUCCCAAGUUAUCAACCAAGUUGCUAUUCUUACUCCCAAGCAAGGGAAGUUCGAUGAGCUCGCGGCUGAGAUUACCAACAUCACCAAAAAAGUGCAAGAGAACGAGCCCGAGACGCUUGUAUACUAUGCUUACGCUGAUGCCAAGAAAGAAGAGAUCAUUGUCGUUGAGAGAUAUGUGAACCAGGCUGCCUUGGACAAGCACCGAGGUUCUCCUUACUUCCAGGACCUUAUCAAGAAGGCUCCGGAGCUGUUGGGGAAGCCCUUGGAACUUAAGCUUGGCAACGAACUGCUUCAGGACUCCGCGCAGGUUGUCCGGAUGUAG
Messenger RNA from Aspergillus alliaceus, 327 nucleotides. Its product is annotated as putative quinol monooxygenase. The transcript has 3 exons. NCBI's taxonomy places the organism in Eukaryota, Fungi, Ascomycota, Eurotiomycetes, Eurotiales, Aspergillaceae. Bases 1 to 327 code for a protein of 108 amino acids. The record is from RefSeq and is a predicted model, not a curated record.